Molecule: messenger RNA, 766 nt
Organism: Colias croceus (clouded yellow)
Lineage: Eukaryota; Metazoa; Arthropoda; Insecta; Lepidoptera; Pieridae
Gene: Rfk
Product: putative riboflavin kinase
Exons: 4
Coding region: 100-546 (148 amino acids)
Biological process (GO): FMN biosynthetic process; riboflavin biosynthetic process
Cellular component (GO): mitochondrion
Molecular function (GO): riboflavin kinase activity
Source: RefSeq, a predicted model, not a curated record
CAAAUUGUUUCAGCAGAUUGUUGGUUGUGUUGAACCGUGAGUAGGGCCUUUAAGAAACUUAAUUGGUUUUAACUGUGAAGGCCAAUUUUUACUAUUACAAUGUUCUCAUAUUUGCCUUUAUUUUUAAAAGGUGAAGUUGUGAAAGGUUUCGGGAGAGGAUCAAAAGAUUUAGGGUGCCCUACAGCUAAUUAUGCCCGUGAAGUGACACAAUCUUUACCUGAUAAUUUAAAACCUGGUGUGUACUAUGGAUGGGCCCAGGUGGACCAUCAGGAUGUCCACAAAAUGGUAGUCAAUAUUGGCUGGUGUCCAUUUUACCAGAACAAAGAAAUGUCGGUUGAAACACAUAUUAUUCAUCAAUUUGAAAAUGAUUUCUAUGGAUCCUUGUUAAAAAUUUGCAUAGCAGGAUAUUUGAGACCUGAAAUGAAUUUCAAGUCACUAGAUGAAUUAAUAACGGCCAUCAAACAAGACAUAGACAAUGCUAGUAAUAAAUUGGAUUUACCGGAUUCAAUUUCAUUGAAAGCUCAUAAUUUUUUCACAUGUGAUUAAUUUAUUAGGUAUAUGAUAUUCACAAAGACAAAUUAAUGCGAAUUAUUACUUGUAAGUAAAUAAAUAUUGUUAAAAAUUAGAUAAAAUGUAAUUGAUAUUGUAUAUUACCUAAUAAAUAGUUAAAUGGUGCAAUAUUGCAAUGAAUUCCAUAUUGUUAUUAUAUUUUUAUAAAACUAAUAUUAUAUUGAUGAAUAAAGAGUUAACAUUGUUAUAAAAAUUA